Vombatus ursinus (common wombat) is the source of this 1131-nucleotide messenger RNA. RefSeq names its product E3 ubiquitin-protein ligase TRIM11-like. The record is from RefSeq and is a predicted model, not a curated record. Gene Ontology annotation, molecular function: protein binding; zinc ion binding. The coding region runs from base 1 to 1131 and encodes 376 amino acids. Lineage: Eukaryota; Metazoa; Chordata; Mammalia; Diprotodontia; Vombatidae. The transcript has 5 exons.
AUGGCCUCUUUCCCAGAGCUGAUUGAAAACUUCCAGAAAGAGCUCAUUUGCUCCACCUGCAGGGAUUACUUGGAAAACCCAGUGUCCAUUGAGUGUGGUCACAGUGUUUGCCAUAGCUGCCUCCUCAGGAGCUGGCAGCAAGCCUCUCCCUCUUUCUCCUGCCCAGAGUGCAGGAGUGUCUCCCAGGUUAGGGCUUUCAAAGUCAAUGUGCAUCUUGGGAAACUGAUAGCCAUUGCCAAAAGACUAAGACCUCAUUGUUUGCAAUACCCUGGAAGCCAUAGCAAGUGUGAGACACACCAGAAAGUGCAGAAACUGUUCUGUGAAGAUGACCAGAGCCCAAUCUGUAUGUCCUGUUCUGAGUCCAACAAGCAUAAGGCUCAUACACUCUGUUGCAUAGAUGAGGCUGCUGAGGACAUCAGGGAGAAGCUCCAAGAAACUGUGACUCAUUUGUGGAGGAAAACUGAGAAUGCUGUUAAACAGAGGGCUAAUGAGAAUAUUAAAUUUGCUCAGGUUAUGAAAGUAGUGUUAACCAAGAAUGAUUCUGUACUGCAGAGGGAAAUAGAAAUCCUUCCUAUAAACAUGACCAUGUAUCCCAUCCCUAGAAUCAUAGAAAGGAUUUUCAAUUUCAAAGUGAACAGCACUUUGGAUUCUAACACAGCUGCUCUUAGUUUCAUCAUAUCUGAAGAUUUGAAGAGUGUGAGAUAUGGAGGUGUCCAGGAAGAAGUGCCCAAUAAUAGUGGGAGAUUUAUAGAUUUUGCCAAAGUUCUUCCUACUCAGUCCUUCAUUUCAAUGAGAUGUUACUGGGAAGCAGAAAUGCCAAAUAAUACUGACUGGGGUGUUGGCAUCUGUAAAAAAACAAAAGAUUCUCAAGAUUUCUUUAUGCUUGUGACUGUACAGAAGCAGAAUUUGUACUAUCUUUAUACCAUAGCCCAGCACAAUUUUGAUUCCCAAGUCCAUAAAAAAUACCACCAAAUCAGUGUGCCCAGUUUGAAGGUUGGCAUUUUCCUUGACUAUGAACGUGGAGAGAUAUCAUUUUAUCAUAUUAAACAAAGAUAUCUAAUUUAUCCUUCCCCCAGUACUUCCUUCUCUGGACUGCUCACACCCUUCUUCUGUCUUUCAAGAAAGUCCUGA